Messenger RNA from Mus caroli (Ryukyu mouse), 2421 nucleotides. RefSeq names its product dual specificity tyrosine phosphorylation regulated kinase 2 (gene Dyrk2). Gene Ontology annotation, cellular component: cytoskeleton; cytoplasm; nucleus. The record is from RefSeq and is a predicted model, not a curated record. Gene Ontology annotation, biological process: peptidyl-serine phosphorylation; peptidyl-threonine phosphorylation. Gene Ontology annotation, molecular function: ATP binding; protein serine/threonine/tyrosine kinase activity; protein serine/threonine kinase activity. Lineage: Eukaryota; Metazoa; Chordata; Mammalia; Rodentia; Muridae.
GCGAGCGUGUGUGCGAGUGUGCGCGGACGCGCGCGGGCCCGGGAGGAGGCUCCCGAGCGAGUGGGUCCCGGCGGCCGCAGCCCGCUCCCCGCGGCCCCGAUGUGAGGGAGUCGGGGAGGCCAGCGGUGCGGCAGGGGAGGGCGAGGCAUGUGCACGGGCCGGGGGGUACAGCAGCCGCCCGAGGACGAGGGGGACGGCGGCGGCGAGGAGGAGAGCGGGGGGCUCGCGGCGGCGGGUCCGGGCCGAGGGGAUGCAGCGGACUGCGUGUGUCUGGCUGUAGGGGGAGCGAGGCGGCGACGAGGCGCGGGUGACCCGCGUGAGGGGAGACCAGGAGGCGGCGGCGGCGGCGGCGGCGGCGAGGAGUAGCGGCGGGACCGGCGGCGAGGGCAGCACUGCCAUGCACGUUCCUCUCCCGCGGCCAUGUUAACCAGGAAACCUUCGGCCGCCGCUCCCGCCGCCUACCCGACCGGCCGAGGAGGGGACACCGCCGUUCGCCAGCUUCAGGCUUCCCCGGGGAUCGGCGCGGGGGCUCCCCGAAGCGGAGUGGGGACCGGCCCGCCCUCCCCCAUCGCCCUGCCGCCUCUCCGGGCCAGCAACGCUACCACUACAGCCCACACGAUUGGCGGCGGUAAGCACACCAUGAAUGACCACCUCCACCUCAACAGCCAUAGCCACGGACAGAUCCAGGUUCAGCAGCUGUUCGAGGAUAAUAGUAACAAAAGGACAGUGCUCACAACACAGCCCAAUGGGCUUACGUCGGUGGGCAAGACCGGCUUGCCUGGGGUGCCCGAGAGGCAGCUGGAGAGCAUUCACCGACGGCAGGGCAGCUCCACCUCUCUGAAGUCCAUGGAAGGCAUGGGGAAGGUAAAAGCCACCCCCAUGACGCCCGAACAAGCGAUGAAGCAAUACAUGCAAAAACUCACAGCCUUCGAACACCAUGAGAUUUUUAGCUACCCUGAAAUAUACUUCUUGGGUCCAAAUGCAAAGAAACGCCAAGGCAUGACCGGUGGACCCAACAAUGGUGGUUAUGACGACGACCAGGGAUCGUACGUGCAGGUGCCCCAUGAUCACGUGGCUUACAGGUACGAGGUCCUCAAGGUCAUUGGGAAGGGGAGCUUUGGGCAGGUGGUCAAGGCCUAUGACCACAAAGUCCACCAGCACGUGGCCCUGAAAAUGGUGCGGAACGAGAAGCGCUUCCACAGGCAGGCGGCCGAGGAGAUCCGGAUCUUGGAACACCUACGGAAGCAGGACAAGGACAACACAAUGAACGUCAUCCACAUGCUGGAGAACUUCACCUUCCGCAACCACAUCUGCAUGACGUUCGAGUUGCUGAGCAUGAACCUCUAUGAGCUCAUCAAAAAGAAUAAGUUCCAGGGCUUCAGCCUGCCUCUGGUGCGCAAGUUUGCCCACUCCAUUCUGCAGUGCUUGGAUGCUUUGCACAAGAACAGAAUAAUCCACUGUGACCUUAAGCCCGAGAACAUUUUGUUAAAGCAGCAGGGUCGAAGCAGUAUUAAAGUGAUUGACUUUGGCUCCAGUUGUUACGAGCACCAACGCGUCUACACGUACAUCCAGUCACGCUUUUACCGGGCUCCGGAAGUGAUCCUCGGAGCCAGGUAUGGCAUGCCCAUAGACAUGUGGAGCCUGGGUUGCAUCCUCGCGGAACUCUUGACCGGUUACCCCCUCUUGCCUGGGGAGGAUGAAGGGGACCAGCUGGCUUGUAUGAUCGAGCUUUUGGGCAUGCCCUCUCAGAAACUCCUGGAUGCUUCCAAACGAGCCAAAAAUUUCGUGAGCUCCAAGGGUUACCCCCGAUACUGCACGGUUACGACUCUUUCAGAUGGCUCUGUGGUCCUCAACGGGGGCCGAUCCCGGAGAGGGAAACUAAGGGGUCCGCCAGAGAGCAGAGAGUGGGGGAACGCACUGAAGGGAUGCGAUGAUCCUCUUUUCCUUGACUUCUUAAAACAGUGUUUGGAGUGGGAUCCCGCGGUCCGCAUGACCCCGGGCCAGGCUUUGCGGCACCCGUGGCUUAGGAGGCGCUUGCCAAAGCCUCCGACCGGGGAGAAGACAGCGGUGAAGAGGGUCACAGAGAGUACCGGUGCUAUCACCUCCAUUUCCAAGUUACCUCCACCCUCCAGUUCAGCUUCCAAGCUGAGGACUAACUUGGCACAGAUGACAGAUGCCAAUGGGAAUAUUCAGCAGAGGACAGUGUUGCCGAAACUUGUUAGCUGAGCUCCAGUCCCCCUGAUGCUGGCAAUCUGAAGAGGAAAAAAAACACGCGUUAUAGCUGAGCCUUACUGGGUUGAAAAAGUGUAGCUCAGACCUGUUUUUAUUUGCUCAAUAACUCAACUCAUUUGUAUCUUUUCAGCACUUGAUGUAAGACUGUUUUGUUUUUAUAAAAUACAUGGGGACAAUGCUUUAAGUUUU